This is a messenger RNA of Necator americanus (New World hookworm), 204 nucleotides long. RefSeq lists its product as uncharacterized. The transcript has 3 exons. The coding region runs from base 1 to 204 and encodes 67 amino acids. NCBI's taxonomy places the organism in Eukaryota, Metazoa, Nematoda, Chromadorea, Rhabditida, Ancylostomatidae. The record is from RefSeq and is a predicted model, not a curated record.
AUGGCCACUUUUAUUCAUUGGAGUACAAAACAUGAAGGUCUGCUUUUUAUGGUGGUCAAAUUCACACAGGUUUUACGUCGACAAAGAAGGCUUCCAGAAGAAGCUAGAGGUACACAUGCAAACCGAAAGUGUUCUUACCCAUUGCUACUACUUCAGCUCAUUAGCGUUCGUGCCCACAACUUUCCAAGACACACAAGGGUCUAA